Messenger RNA from Drechmeria coniospora, 564 nucleotides. RefSeq lists its product as uncharacterized. The transcript is spliced from 3 exons. The record is from RefSeq and is a predicted model, not a curated record. The coding region runs from base 1 to 564 and encodes 187 amino acids. NCBI's taxonomy places the organism in Eukaryota, Fungi, Ascomycota, Sordariomycetes, Hypocreales, Ophiocordycipitaceae. Gene Ontology annotation, cellular component: extracellular region.
AUGAAGUUCAUCGCUGUUGCCUCCAUCCUCUUCGCCGGCGUCCUCGCCAUGCCCUCAAGCCAGUGCCGCGACUGCGACUACCCUGCUGAUCGCCACUACGACGAUCGCCACCACGGCAAGGAUUACCUUCCUGGUCGUGGCCGCCACGGACACGAUGAUGAUUAUGACAAUGACGGCCACCGCGGAUACGGUGACCGCUACGGCAGCCGCGAUUACUACGGAGACCGUGACCACUACCGCCACGGAGACCGCCACGGAGACCGCGACCACCGCGGCCACGGCGACCGCGACGGCCACCGCGACGGCCACCGUGACGGCCACGGAAACGGAAACGGCGGCCGCCGCUACCGAGCUUGCCCUCGUGGUCUCCUCUACACAAACCCUCAGUGCUGCUCCACCGACGUCGGUGGUAUUGCCGGCCUCGACUGCAAGAACCCCUCCCGCCGGCCCACGAGUGCGAGCAGCUUUAAGCGAAACUGCGCCGCAUCCGGCGCCCAGGCCAAGUGCUGCACCGUCCCGGUUGCCGGCCAGGCUCUUCUCUGCCAGAAUGCCAUUGGCGUGUAA